Molecule: messenger RNA, 1788 nt
Organism: Folsomia candida
Lineage: Eukaryota; Metazoa; Arthropoda; Collembola; Entomobryomorpha; Isotomidae
Product: urea transporter 2
Exons: 10
Coding region: 155-1531 (458 amino acids)
Biological process (GO): urea transmembrane transport
Cellular component (GO): membrane
Molecular function (GO): urea transmembrane transporter activity
Source: RefSeq, a predicted model, not a curated record
AAUUUGUUGUGCCAGUCCAAUUUCAAAAUUACAGUUGAUUACAUAAUGCUACAACAGCAUGGCUUCUCAUACAUUAAGGGGCACAUUUUAGAAUCGAAGAAGAAAUAGUAGUUCACUCAUAAUUGUAAAGUGGUCAAAAUUGUAAUGUUAUAAAAUGGAAAAAGAAACAAAAUCUUUUAAAUGCAUGGCAUGCAGAGCAUUUGAUAGCAAAUGGAUACAAAUACUUGGUGACUGUCCAGCAGUGGAUGAGUGUCUGAAGAAAAAGAAAGGAUGCUGUUGGAACCUUCUCAAUUUUUAUAAUUGUUUCGCACGAGGACUUUCGCAGAUCGCGUUCGCGAAUAACCCAAUCACUGGAACGUUGGUACUCCUCGCGCUGUUUGCAGCUAGCCCAACGGUUGGUGUCGGAGGACUUGUGGGAGCAAGUGUGUCAGUUUUAACAGCAAUGGCAUUUGGUAUCCAAAAGCCACUCAUUACUUCCGGUUUAACAACAUAUAACGGAGCUCUGGUCGGAAUUAUCACAACGUCGUUACUUCCACUUCUAUAUUCCAAGCCAGUAACGCUCUAUGUAUGGAUGUUCAUUAUAUUUGGGGCUAGUUUAAGCGUCAUCAUCAACUCGUGUAUCGACAAUUUGUUCUCAUCAUCACAGAAAAAUGUAUUGCCCCCUUUGACGCUCACGUUCAACGCAAUCCAACUCCUCAUGUUUGUCUGCUUAAUGUCAAGUAACGCUUCUGAACAGGAACAUGGAGCAACAGUACAAGAUAUUUCGACCAAAACUCAAGAAACGUAUCCUAUUCCAACUAGUAACAGUAGUGCAACUGCAUUAUUUUCGCAUCAAAAUUCUGCUAAACACAUUUUUGCCUUCCCCAAGAUAAUUUUCUCUCACUUCCGUUACCGACAGAUAUUUCCAGCUGAUAAUUUUCACUCGCCCGGCGGGAGACGGGCUUAUACGCUAUUUGCCAUCGGUGUAGUUCUAUCUGUAGGACAAGUUCAUGGACUUAAUGACUUGUGGGCGAGUGUCAUAAUAAUGUUGGGAAUCUUUAUCUAUUCACCAAUACAUUUAGUUACUGGUAUUAUUGGAGCUGGGCUUGGUUCGACUUGUGGCAUAUUGCUGGCGAAUGAAGAUUUCGAUGAUGUGUACAAUGGUCUUUGGGGAUACAAUGGUUUCCUUGCAAGUGUUGCAAUUAGCAGUAUAUUUUUUCUGCCAAGUAUACGUAGCUUCAUAGUUGCUGGUGCUAACGUUGUCACGGCAGCUUUGGUACAGAAAGCUUUUCAACUUGGAUUCAAGCAAUUGAACCUGCCAUACCUGACGGUUCCAUAUGUGCUGACAACCUUGAUAUUUCUGCAAGCAAAGGUGAAGGAUGGGUCGCCCAUUCGUAUCAAGAACAUUUCAUAUCCGGAGAAACACUUGUACGAGCAUUACGUCGGAAUGAGGAAGGACUCGUCACCCCAUAAAGACCAAGAGAUGUCGUGUGACGCUUGUAGAAGUACCUCCAACGCUGGAAAAAGUCAAACGAUAUUGACUCCUGAGUAGUUGUGCUAUGUGUCUUGGCUGAUGAAUUUCAAUUGAUUUAUUUCAGGUGGAGUUUCCUUUGAUAAUAAACUGAUAAGGUGAAAUGUACAGAGAUGCUCAAAUACAGAGCAGAUUCUAUAUAGGGUGGAUAAAUUAUUACAUUAUACCUAAAAAAUUGGAGUAGCUUCAAGCAUUUAGUUAGAAUUUGAUACUAAUAUUUAGUGUGAUAAGGUUAUGUAUAUCCAAAUGAUAAUAAAAAGAUUUGGUCCUUACAUGAA